Molecule: messenger RNA, 4205 nt
Organism: Pimephales promelas (fathead minnow)
Lineage: Eukaryota; Metazoa; Chordata; Actinopteri; Cypriniformes; Leuciscidae
Gene: grk7b
Product: G protein-coupled receptor kinase 7b
Biological process (GO): regulation of signal transduction; protein phosphorylation; signal transduction
Cellular component (GO): cytoplasm
Molecular function (GO): rhodopsin kinase activity; ATP binding
Source: RefSeq, a predicted model, not a curated record
AAAUGUCUAUUCAACACUGAAAAAACGGUGAGAAAGCAUUUUGUAAGUCUUCUGCAAGUACAUUUCUUCUUGCUCCAUCCUCAGCUAAUUCUAGUGAAACAAUUAGCUCAGGAUUUGAGUGCUAAUGAUUAGUCCGGAACCCAUAAGGACAAUUUCCAAGACAAAGAUUUAGUUACUAGAAAUGUGACGCCAGUGGUACUGUAAACUGUUUGUACUGAUAUCACCCCUGGUGCAUUCUGGGGUUAAGGGCUUUUCUCUACAGUGCAAUCGAGACUAAAUAUUAUGCACUAAAUUGUAUUUGGUAGUUGACAUGACAUGUUAAGCAGCCAGUGUGACAAGUGUCCUGUAUUGCAAGUAAAAAAAGUUGCAAGUACUGUAAGGCUGCAUCAUUAUUGCAAUAUGUCAGCUGACUGCCAGACAACCUAUUAAUGCUAACAUGGCUGCCCCAGUGCACAAAGCUUGAUUAAAGCAGCCAAGAGGACAGAUCUUACUAUACUGUUUACACCUGAUGAAGGCUUAUUUUCAUUUUAUUGUCAAAAUGAGCUCUAAAACUGUCCUAUGUAUGAUUCUAAAGUCUUCAGACUCAAAGAACUUAAAACAAUUGAGAUCUAUGAGCUUAUAACAGUAUCAAUAAAAUGUAAUUGGAGUUAAGCUGAGGCAAGCAUCACUAAUAUGGCUCAUACUUGGGGUUCAGAAUUUGAAUAGACCUUGGAAAAAAAGCUAUAAUUUUACUAUAAUCUGGCAGAUAAUCAUGCAUCAUUAACCCUUGAACGCUAUCAACCUGCUUGGUAUUCUUUAAUCAAUUCAUUAUAAACAACACAAGAAAAAAAAAAAAAAAGAAACGUUAAAAGAAUGCCUGUUUUCCCAAUUUUUUAUUUUUUUUUUGUAAAACAUUGUAUAGGGUCUCUAACUACCCAAGUAUAUAACAAUAAUGAAUCUUAGAUGACUGAAUAAAUCUAAUUCACCUUUAUUCCAAUAGGUGACAAUGUCUAAUACCCAAUGAUGAAGUGACGUUUCACUCGUAGUCGCUGCAGGCAGAAAACAAAAGAAUAGCAUCAGCACAACUUGAAGUGUUUAUUAGUGUCACUGUCACUUAAUUGUGGAUCUGGUAAAGAAGCUGUUAGCGAUCAAAAUAUUAAGUUUGAAGAUGUUGAAAAUUAUCGGUUUGAGACUGAGAUUGAAUGAAUAUGAGCCAGAUGCUGAAUGCACUGGGAAAUUAGCUCUGGCGAGGACAGUGAUGAUGGUAUAAAUCAAACAUCUGCUCGAACCGAACCUUUCCACGCUCUAAAAAGUAAAGUUCUGUAAUUGUUACUCUAAUAUCAGGGGAGUUUUAUAUUAUUGUGAAAGUAGAGAUAAAAAAUAUAUAUAAAUUUUGGGCAAAAUUUUGAGAACCACUUGCUUAAAAACUGGAUAGCAACACCCUAUUGCAUUAAAGCAGUAAAUUUUGCAUGGGCAAGCACUCAUAUUUUUGUUUAGAAACCCAUCAAGUUUUAUUUAUUUUCUCGAACUUGAAGUUGACAGAGGACUGAGCACAUCAGGCAACAAUUGCAUUGUCUAUCCCUUAGCAUUGUGGCUAAACAUAGUACAAAGCCUCUUAAGUUGGGUACGGCAUAAGUUCCUUCCGUGAGCAGUAUCCACGUAUUAGCAUGCAAAGACACUUACUUAAGAGAAAACCCCUAUUGAGGUUUUUAAUUCUGACUAAGCAACUACAUUAGUGGCUCAAGACUCUGACUUGAGACGCUGAAGCCCCAUUCUUUUUGACUCAUCUGCAUAUCACAGCUUGCCACUGUGCUGCCUAUAUUUGAUGUCCUUAUUCGUUGUUGGCUGCAGCAUCACAUAGUUGACCCUUCACCUCGCCGCAGCCAUGUCUGACAUGGGGGGACUGGGCAACUUAGUGGCCAACACAGCCUACCUGAAAGCCCAGAGUCAAGACGACAAGGAGAUGAGGAAACGAAGGCGUACCCUAAUUCUUCCCCAACUUGAAAACUGUACGAGGGUGUGUGCAGGUAUUCCCAAGGACUUUGAGGACAUCUGCGAGAGGCAGCCCAUGGGGAAAACAUGCUUCCGACAGUUCCUCUUAGCCUCCAAUCCAGAAUAUCUUGCCGCUGCAGAGUUCCUGGAGGAGCUGAAUGACUGGAAUUUAGCAGAGGCAGGUGCUAAAGAAAAAGCCAGGCAGAAUAUCAUUAACAAAUUCUGCAAAACUGACUCCAAAAGUUUCCUGUCUUAUCUGACAGAGGACAUGGCGGAGAAGUGUAAAGCCGUCUCUGAGAAGGACUUUGAGGAAGUGAUGAUGGGACAGGUGAAAGAAGCCACGCAAGAGUUUCUGAGAGGAAAUCCUUUCAAUGAGUAUCAGACUAGCCCGUUCUUUGAGAGAUUUGUUCAGUGGAAGGAAUUCGAGAAGCAGCCCAUCUCUGAUAAAUACUUCUAUGAGUUCAGGACUUUGGGGAAGGGGGGCUUUGGAGAGGUGUGUGCUGUUCAGGUCAAAAACACGGGUCAGAUGUAUGCCUGCAAGAAGCUGGACAAGAAACGCCUGAAGAAAAAAGGUGGGGAAAAGAUGGCUCUACUGGAGAAACAAAUCUUGGAGAAGGUGAACAGUCUGUUUUUGGUGAACCUGGCCUAUGCAUUUGACACAAAGACACACCUGUGUCUUGUCAUGACUCUGAUGAAUGGAGGAGAUCUGAAGUACCACAUUUACCACAUUGGGGAGAAUGGCAUUGAGAUGGAGCGAAUCAUUCACUACACAGCUCAAAUCACCACUGGUAUCCUACACCUACAUGCUAUGGAUAUUGUGUACCGUGAUAUGAAGCCAGAAAACGUCCUACUGGACAGUCAGGGCCAGUGCAGGUUGUCAGACCUGGGCCUAGCUGUGGAACUACCAAACGGGAAAACUAUCUCUCAAAAGGCUGGCACCAAGGGGUAUAUGGCGCCAGAGAUCCUGAAGCGUGAACCCUAUCGUACGUCAGUGGACUGGUGGGCAUUGGGCUGCAGCAUCUAUGAGAUGGUGGCUGGCCGUUUGCCCUUUAGAGAUCACAAAGAGAAGGUUACUAAAGAAGAGAUAACAAGGAGAACUCUUGAAGACAAGUGCAAAUUUGAACAUGAAAAUUUUGACGCCCCCUCCAAGGACAUCAUCAGUCUUUUUCUGAAAAAGAACACUGAAGAACGCCUCGGCUGCAAGGAUGACCCUCGGAAACACGAGUUCUUCGAAUCCAUCAACAUCCGUCGGCUGGAAGCGGGACUUAUCACACCUCCAUGGGUGCCCAAACCCAAUGUUGUGUACGCUAAAGACACAGGUGAUAUCCGCGACUUCUCUGAGGUUAAGGGGAUUGAAUUUGAUGCCAAUGAUGAAAAGUUUUUUAAGGAAUGCAGCACAGGGGCAGUGCCAAUUCCAUGGCAACAGGAGAUGAUUGACAGUGGACUCUUUGAUGAGCUUAAUGACCCAGAUAGGAAGAAAUUGUCAGCGGGACUGAAUGAUCAUGAUGAUGAGCAAAAAUCCAAAUCUUGCACUCUUCUGUGACAAAAUAAGAAUAUAUUGCACAACAAAAUAAAUGGUUUUAUUAACUAAUUUAACUACCUAAACACACACCCUUGUUUUUUUUUUAUCUUUUCCUGUAAGCUCACAAUUUUGAAGAAAAGAGCUUACAGUAAAUGUACUUUUACGUUUUUUUUAUUUAUUUAUUUUUUUGGUCAUAAUUAUACAUUUUAUUAUUAUUUUGUAGUGUUAUUUUCUUUUAAUAUCAAGUGCUUUUAUUGAGCAUUGGUUUAAAGGUUAUGAAUUGUGUGUUCUUCUGAUGGUUGAUGCAUUGGCUAAAUAAUGUGACGUUGCUGCGCUGUUAAUAGACAUGUUAAUAUUUUUUUCUGCAAUUGUUCAUUUUUUUUAAAAAAAAUUAUGUUGGUAAUAUAAUUUAUAAUAAUUUUAAAAAUCUAGUUUCUCUAGCUAAAUAUUUUUACAGUCACAGAUCUCAGUGACUUAUGCUUUACUGAUCUUUACUGAACUUUAACAUGUUUCCUGAGAACGUCUUAAACAGUUUGACAUGAGACAAGCUUACUUGAUAUGCAUAAAUGCUCUGAAGAACGACUAUGUUUUUUACCAUGUCUAUACUUUAUUUUUUCCACGUAUACGGCUAAAAAAGUCUAAUCGAAAAGAAAUACCUAAUGGCUAAAUGAAAUUCUAAUUGUGUUGAAAAUAUAUACCUUAAUGUCUUUAA